Protopolystoma xenopodis is the source of this 558-nucleotide messenger RNA. The record is from the annotation of a GenBank genome assembly. Lineage: Eukaryota; Metazoa; Platyhelminthes; Monogenea; Polystomatidea; Polystomatidae.
AUGCUCGGUGGAACGUUUCAGAAGCGCAGAUUUAAGGGACCGGAGCAUGCCCGUAUGUCUUUAGGGUCACAGAGAAAAGCCCGUUACUCUGCCCAGUCAAAUGGUCUGGGUCACAAGCCAACUUGUCGCCAUUUUGCUAAGAACAGGUUCAAACCUAAUAACAUACCAUCAGAUGCCGUAUCUGCAGAUGAAGUCAGUCAACCUGAUGAUACCGGUGCUGAUCUGACUUUGCCCUCUGAUAUACUGGUCUCAGACCCUUCGUCUGCAAAUAAUCUGGAGGAAGCAAAGGUGCUUGCUUCUUCCUCCGUCAUGCUCGUUGCUGGCAUUGCCGUCGGGGAGACUAAAAAGCCUCAACAUAAUCAUCCCAUUGUCGGUGGUUCUCCUGCUAAAAUUGUGGAUAAAUUAUCCCAAAAAGCUGAAAAAUUUCAUUCUACAACUGAGUCAGGAAAAAAAAAUAUUGAAUUUAAGCAUGUAUCUGGGUUGAAUCAUCCCAGUGAGUUGCCUGAUCGCUCUUCGCCCUUCGUCACUAUUAGUUCGAUAUGCGACUCAGUCCAUUAA